AACCACCAACACGACACCAUCCCGACCAACACCUGAGCUUCUUCGAACGCGCCCGAUUCCGAACAAUUGGGACACCCAUCAAUCGGCUUCAUACAGCGAACGCGACUCCAACUUAGAACUUUGCCCAUCUAUAUACCGUCUAAUAACUUGCCCUUCAUGGCUGUCGAUCCGCGCGUUCUCCAACAAGAGGCAGAGAAGACCCUCGCGAGCGCGUCCAAAGGCUGGGGUCUCUUCGGAAACAAGGAAGAAAAGUACCAAAAUGCGGCGGAUCAGUACAUACAGGCGGCCAACGCUUUCAGGUUGCAGAAGUCAAACACCGAGGCCGGCAAGUGUUUCGAGGAAGCUGCCAAGAUCUUCACUGAGAAGUUGAAGGAGCCCAACGAUGCGGCGAAUGCCAUGUUGGACGCCUUCAAGGUCUAUAGGAAAGAUGCCCCGGAUAAUGCUGUGCGCUGCGUCGAGGUUGCCAUCAAGCAGUAUACCAUGGCGGGUAACUUCCGGAGAGCUGCGUCGCACAAGGAGAACCAGGCUGAGGUCUACGAAAACGAGCUGCAGAAUAAGCCAGAGGCUACCAAGGCCUAUACAACUGCGGCCGAGUGGUAUGAGAACGACGGUGCUGUCGCUCUUGCGAACAAGCUGUGGCUCAAGGUGGCCGACCUCUCUGCCCUCGCGGGCGACUUUUUCGGUGCUAUUGAGAAGUUCGAGAAGGUUGCGGAGGCGUCACUCGGCAACAACCUGAUGAGGUACUCGGUCAAGGAGUACUUCCUCAAGGCCGGUCUCUGCUCCUUGGCGACCAAGGAUAUGGUCACUGCUCAGCGUAACAUCACCAAGUACGCCGAGAAGGACCCAUCAUUCACGGGUCAGCGCGAAUACCAACUCCUGGUUGACUUGUUGGAAGCAGCCUCAAACAACAACCUCGAGAUGUUCCAAGAUAAGCUUGCCGCGUACGAUAAGAUGAGCCGGCUCGAUGACUGGAAGGCGGCCGUUCUUCUCCAGAUCAAGAACAACUUUGAGGAGGCAGACAACGAGUUUUCAUAAACAGGGUGGAGGAACUUAUGAUAUACAGCCUUCUAUCACUGCCUGGUUUCCUUCUUUCCUUUUUCUUUUCUUUGUUAUCGUAUCGGCGUUUUCUGGUUGGGAGGGGGAUGAACUGUCAUAUCAUGAAUACGGUCAUCGACGCUUUGGUGAUUUACGGAAGACCCAAACAAACCUGCUGUCUAGGGUAGAAAUGGGCUUAAAGCAAUAGAAACUUGUUCCUAAUGGGUAUGCGUUAUUUGUACAAUCCAA
Neurospora tetrasperma FGSC 2508 is the source of this 1284-nucleotide messenger RNA. RefSeq lists its product as uncharacterized. Gene Ontology annotation, cellular component: SNARE complex; vacuolar membrane. Gene Ontology annotation, biological process: SNARE complex disassembly; intracellular protein transport. Gene Ontology annotation, molecular function: soluble NSF attachment protein activity; syntaxin binding. The record is from RefSeq and is a predicted model, not a curated record. Lineage: Eukaryota; Fungi; Ascomycota; Sordariomycetes; Sordariales; Sordariaceae. Bases 157 to 1035 code for a protein of 292 amino acids. The transcript has 4 exons.